UCAUCAUAAUGUUAUUCUAAACGGCAAAGUCACAACUCGCAACUUCUGAUUAAUUGAGUCAUUUUUCUGGCAUUCUGAUUAUGUAAUGAGGUGCUUGCUCUUGUGGAUCGUGGAACACUGAGGAAAAAAGGAGGUUUCCACCGGAAGCCCAGAGCUUCAACCUGCAUCAGGAACUUGCUUCUGGGAAUGCGUCAGCGAGUUUGUUCCUGCAGAUGGAGUGCCAGGUUUGCAUUCAGCGCUACGACGCCACGAUCCGCCGCCCCAAGAUUCUCCCCUGUGGACACACUUUUUGCCUCAAGUGUAUCGAAGAACUGCACACGAGGAAGUGCCCCCUAGACAGCAAGGUCUUCACGCCGUCACCGGAACUUUUGGUGGACAACUUGAGCCUUCUUGACGCUUGCAACUCGUUCAUGCAGCUCGUUGAGACAACCCCUCGCUUGUGGUGCCGGUCCUGCAACAACCCCGCCACGGAGGCGUGCGUGGACGACGGAGGCCAUGCCGUCGUCACCUGCAAGAAGGCGAGGCUGGACGACGCGGGGCCGCUCCUGGAGGAGCUGGACCUCAGCGAGGCCGCCCUGGACCGGAUCGCGGAGCUGGUGUCCAUCCCCGAGAUUGAGGAGGCGGCCGAGGACCUGCGCCACCAGCUGCAGCGGACGAAGGCGUCUCUGCACGCGGCGAGGGAGCGCCUGCUGGCGGCGCGGGAGGCCGACGACGCGGCCUGGGGGCAGGCCAAGCAGGGCGCGGCGAUGGCCGGACUGUCCCGGCGCGCAGACGACGUGGUGGCCGCCCUGAGUGACCCCAGCACCACCUGCGCCUUCACCGUGAGGUGCGGCGACGUGGCGUGGAGAGGCAACGUGUCGCCCGCGGAGGACGCCGCCGCCAGACUGAUUUUGUGCCGACUCGCGUGCGGGCUGCAACGCACCAAGCGGGAGCCCGAAGAGCCGCCGUCGUCGUCAGAAGGACAAGAAUCGCAGGAAGAGGAACCACCAAGUCAAGGGCCACUGCAAGAACCUCGGCAGGAAGGGUCACUGCUAGAACCACUAAUUUUGCAGGAACCUCAAGGUAAAGGACCGCUGCAAGAAUCUCGGCAGCACGGUGCACUGUUAAAACGGCAGAGGCAAGGACCACUGCAACAACCACGGCAGAAAGGACCACAGCAACUAGCUCCUCAAAAUCACUCUGACUACGGCACGCCCCCCACGCCCGGCACCCCAAGCUUUGUGCACGACGUUCCCUCGGUCACCGAUACUGCGCUUAUGCCUUGGGCCAACGCCAUGCAACCCAGUGCCAACUAUCGCCUCCGCCCUCUCCUGCGCGCUCCGUUGGUUUCGCCACUAAGAAAAGAGCCGUCAGGAUCAGCUCUUGAGAUUUUUUGUGAUCAUCUCAGAGGCCCUCAAGAUUGCUCCAACGAAAUGGCCGUGGAAGAGAUGGCGGCCAAGAUGAUUGUGGGGUCCAGGGUGGCGCGCGGCAGGGACUGGGACCUGCGGUGGACCGAUGACGGCACGCCGCCGGGGCCGGGCACCGUGGUCGCGCGGACGGGGCCCGCCUCUGUCAUGGUCAAGUGGGACAAGGAUGCCACGCAGAGACCCCGGCCCAACGCCGUGGGGCGGAACGGGAUCUAUCGCCUCCGCCUGCUGUCGCCCAAUCCCUUGAAACCACACCUAGGAGCCCAGAGAGGAGACGAAAUUCUUGAUACGGACAAUUUGAGCUCGGCUCAAAAGAAGAAGCUCUUGACAGAUGGCAGCCUCGCUCAGGUGCGCUUCGUUGCUGGCCUGCCCUGCGCAUACUCCGCUGCCUGGUGCGAGAAAGUGCUGCAACAGGUGGCGCCCCACCUCAAGGGCUUGCAGAUGGUGUCUCCUUCGCAGCGUCACAUAGACGUGGCCCUGGCGAUGCCCAGCCUGCAGGCCCUGUGCCUCACCGACGUGACGGCCCAGCAGCUGCAGCAGGUGACCGAGAUAGCCUCGCUGCGCAGCCUGGAAGUACACGGCCAAGCGGACUCUCCGCUGCCACUGUGCGCGUUCCAAGGGACUGUGUCGCGGUUGAAGUGGCUGCGCUGUGGCAUCUACCCGCUGGCCACCGCGCUGGGCCUGAUGCGCGCGCACGCCGACACACUGGAAGAGCUGCAGCUGGUAGCGGCCUCCACAGAGCCCUACGGCUGCCCUGACCUUGCACGCGCGCUGCAGAGUUGUAACUUCAACAGUCUGACGCGGAUGGUGCUCCUACGGCAAACAGGCUUCAACACUCCGUGUCGUCACGACAAAGCCACGUGCAAGGUGCAGAUGGGGCAACUUUGCGACAUUUUUGUUAAAAACAGCCGUGUUAAAAUCCUGUCCUGCACGGCAUGCGAAAGUGCAGUCUCUAUUGCUUGAUCUUUAUAACGUUUAACUUUGUUCAUUGUUUUAGUUUUUUAUAUUCAUUGUGAUAUUCAUCUGAGAUUUAAGGGGCAGGCAGUUGCUGCUUUGCGAAAAUCAGGAAGAAUGAUUUUCAUAAGGAAUCUUGGCUGCAAUUUACUGAAAAAUCGUGGGUUACCUUAAGAAUAUUUAAACGUGUUCCAAAUGCUCUCUACUCCUCCGUGUUGGUGGUUCUUUAUGUUUGCAUACGUGUUCCCGAGAUUAUCAUACAAUGUAACGGGAUUAUGAGGCACCAUUAUGGUAUAAUAUCUGAGCGCACUGUGCAGACAUUGCAGUGUGGUUUUGUUAUGUUACGAAAGUUACCAUUUUUGUAAAGCUCAUGUUCUUAACCAUUUAAGGACAAGCGCAUUGUUUUGUUUUUUAUCUGUACGGAAUCAGAACCUUCAAUUCUGGGCAAUCUUCCACACUUUUGGUCCUUAGCCAAAUGCAUAUGACUUUUUUUCUAUGACCAAUCAAAGGACAGCAUAAUAACGCUGUAAAAAAGAUACAGUAAAGGGAAAGUGCAGGGUUGACCUAAUAAAAAAAGUACUUAUUUUG
Messenger RNA from Thrips palmi, 2948 nucleotides. RefSeq lists its product as uncharacterized. Gene Ontology annotation, molecular function: metal ion binding; ubiquitin-protein transferase activity. The transcript has 10 exons. Bases 213 to 2369 code for a protein of 718 amino acids. The record is from RefSeq and is a predicted model, not a curated record. NCBI's taxonomy places the organism in Eukaryota, Metazoa, Arthropoda, Insecta, Thysanoptera, Thripidae.